Molecule: messenger RNA, 663 nt
Organism: Arabis nemorensis
Lineage: Eukaryota; Viridiplantae; Streptophyta; Magnoliopsida; Brassicales; Brassicaceae
Source: the annotation of a GenBank genome assembly
AUGGAUCCGUCGGAGUAUUUCGCCGGCGGUAAUCCUUCCGAUCAACAGAAUCAGAAACGGCAGCUUCAGAUCUGUGGUCCUCGUCCUUCACCUCUAAGCGUUCACAAAGACUCACACAAGAUUAAGAAACCUCCAAAACACCCUGCUCCUCCGCCGCAACAUCGCGACCAAGCUCCGUCAUACGCCGCUCGAGAGCCGGUGGUUAUCUACGCCGUUUCUCCGAAGGUCGUACACACCACAGCCUCCGAUUUCAUGAACGUCGUCCAGCGACUAACCGGGAUUUCCUCUGGGGUUUUCCACGAAUCCGGAAGCGGCGGAGAUGUUUCGCCGGCGGCGAGAUUAGCCGCGACGGAGAAUGCUAGUCCGAGAGGUGGAAAGGAACCGGCGGCGAGAGAUGAGACGGUGGAAAUCGAGACGGUUAUGGAAGAAGCAGCUGAAUACAGUGGUUAUGCGCCGGGAAUACUCUCGCCUUCACCGGCUAUGUUGCCGACAGCUUAUGCCGGAGUGUUCUCACAAGGUGGGAUGUAUUCGCCGGCGAUACCACCGGGAUUAUUUUCGCCGGCGGGAUCAAUGAGUCCGUUUCUUAUGUAUAGUCCUGGUUAUGCAAGUUUAGCUGCUUCUCCAACUUUUGCUGAUGUUUUGAGUCAUAUUUGGGAUCCUUAA